Molecule: messenger RNA, 2797 nt
Organism: Morone saxatilis (striped sea-bass)
Lineage: Eukaryota; Metazoa; Chordata; Actinopteri; Moronidae
Gene: lrp11
Product: low density lipoprotein receptor-related protein 11
Exons: 9
Coding region: 272-1942 (556 amino acids)
Molecular function (GO): protein binding; serine-type endopeptidase inhibitor activity
Source: RefSeq, a predicted model, not a curated record
AUUUAUCCAUCACUGUGACGUCAGCUCUGGUCUCGCGGCCGUCUCCCCUCACCAUGACAACGACUGAUUUUUAGCAUCGUCAGAGGACCAGCCGUUAGCUCCGUUUUCUCUUAUUUACACGAACAAUCUAGUAAAAUAUCGUGUUUUAGAGCAGCAUUACGGGGAUAUAUUUCAUGUAGGAAAGGCGCCAUCUCUGCUGCGUGGACCCUCAUGCGUCGGUAGACCAGCCGGAGAGGCAGAGGGAGACGCCGUUUAACACUGCGCGAACAACAUGGCUCUUCCUCAGCAUCCCCGACUGCUGCUGCUCGCCUGCGCUGUGCUGCUGAGCGCGGUCCGACCCACCGACUCUCGGUCCUCACCAAUAUCGGACCUGAAAUCCAAAAUAUACGGGGUGGAGGAGCUCUUGGAGGAAUUUCGCAAGCAGCUCCAGCAGGACCAGGCGUACAAGGUAGGCGAGGUGACUGACCCGUGUGUGGGCGACUUCAACGCCGUCGGGGAGCGCAUCAUCCGGGCCAAGGCCUCCAUCGAGCAGGGGGCCACCUUCCUGUUGGCCCCGGACACGGUGUACACCUGGAAGGACUGCCUGCACGCCUGCUGCUCCCAGCCUCAGUGCACCGUGGCAGUGGUGCAGGAGGACCCGAGGCAGCCCGGGGAGAGCCUCAGCUGCUACCUAUUCAACUGCACCUAUAGGAAUAAAAAUGUCUGCUCCUUCUCACCGCAGCAAGGCUUCACUACAUACAGCCGGACUGUGAACACGACGCAGGGACCCCUCCCCGGUUCAUCCAGCGGGGCGGCCCGGAGGCCCGGGGAAGGACGUCCGGAUGAGGACGAUACACCAGAGGUCGAUGAGCCUCCUCGCAGUGACGCUGGACAGGAUGUGGUGAUCCAGCUGCCCACAGACUGGGCUGUCCUGGAUGGACGGGACAGUGUGGACGACCACGGGAUCAACCAGUAUGAAUGGACUCUUGUCAGGGGGGACACAGCCAUUAAUAUGAAGGCGACUCAUCCGGAGCUGCUGAAGAUCAGCGGCCUGCAGGAGGGUGUUUACACCUUCCAGAUGACUGUCACUGACACAGCAGGCCAGAAGAGCUCCGACAACGUUUCCGUCACCGUGCUGGCACCAAAACACCAAGCAGAAGUGUGUACCGGUCACUGCUCAAACUACCAGUUCAAGUGUGAUGACGGUUGCUGUAUUGACAUCACCUACGCCUGUGAUGGGAAGCAACACUGUCCAGACCGCUCAGAUGAAGACUUCUGCCCAAACUUUGACAGCAGCAGGAAAUCAGUGACUCAUCCUGCUGAUCUGUCAAGCCCUCAUCGGCCUGUAGCCCAGACAGAAGAGGCCGGGGAUGGCUCCAUGCUCCAGACUGCAGCCAGAAAGACCAUAGAGAACAUGAUGCCUCCUCAGGACAGGAGCAAGGCCACUCCUCCGCAAAGUCCCAGUCAACAGGAGGCACCGGCCAGUCAAGAUCCAUGUGCUGCAGCUCCAGUUGUAGGACCCUGUAAAGGCACCUUCCCACGAUGGUACUAUGACCGAAAUGCAGGAGAAUGCAAACACUUCCUGUAUGGCGGCUGCCAGGGCAACCAUAACAACUUCCUCCAGGAAUCUGACUGUGUCAGUGAAUGUAUACAAAAAAGUCCAGCUUUCAAACCAGCAACUGUGGCUCCUCCAAUCACCAAACAGACUGAGAUAGCUGCCCCUAAAGUCUCCCAGAGUCAAGCAGAGAGUGAUGUCCCCAUCUCCAAACCAUUUCCAGUAAAGGGAGGACAUCCAGUGCCAGAGUCAGGUGCAAUCCUUCCUCUGGCUCUUGGCCUGAUCAUCACUGCCCUGCUGCUGCUCAUGAUCGGUUGUCGUCUCAGACUUGUUCGUCACAAGCUGAAGAAAGCCCGACCCCUCACCACAGAGGAGUCAGAUUACCUCAUCAACGGCAUGUACCUGUAGCCAAUCAACUGGGGGCAGCAAAUGCAAGAGCACCAGAUCUGAGAAAGAAAAACACGGGUGAUAUGUUGUCACCAGAGCCUGAGCCAGGACUUUUGGGAUUUUCACUUUGUAUUCCUUGCAGCCCGGUAUCGCUAAUUUGUCCUCACUUCAGGUUGGAAACACCCCAACUGUCUGCUGUCAUGAACGUUUCUGAACAUGCCCACACUGAACCCCUCUGAUUGGUAAAUCUGCUGCUGAUAGAUGCUGGCUUUUAAGCCAAUGACACAUAUUCAGAUUGCUUGUGAAUUCAUAUUUAUGUUGUCUUAACAAAAUCUGAUUGUGAAUCCAUGAUGAAAGAGUCAACAUUCCUAUUUCAAUACUGAUAUACAGCUGUCUAUAUUACCCCUGUGACUUCUGGGAUACGGUACAAGAGACUCUUUUGUCCCCUUCUCCUUUUAUUCCUGAAACACUGGUUACUUUGAUUUGAAACUUAUUUUCACUUGCGAUGGUAUUUCUUAACUAGUGCAGCACAUAAAUAUGCUCUAUUUCUGCCACUGGGUGACACCAAUGUGCUAUGUUUGUGCUGUUCAUUUUACCUAAAUUAACUUGCCUGAAGGGCAGAAAUGCAACACAUUGGAGUUCCUAAUAUAGUGCACUAUUUUGACCGAUUAGGAAUUAACAACUUAUUCCUGAAGUUUCUCGGAUCAUAUAAAGCCAUAGCAAAUUGUAUUGUUCAAACUAUGUUCCUAUCUAAAGUUUGUUGCACACGUUUCUUUACUAAGCAGACUUCUGUGGAGUAUGUGCUAUAUUUGCGCAGAUGUAUUUCCUCAAAGUGCUGUCUUUAAUGUGAUAUAUUAAAGUUUAUUAUAUCAAAAA